AUGCCGCAACCUACAAGAAAUAUAAUUAAAUGGGCCUGCGACGCCUGCAAGCUCCGCAAGGUCAAGUGCUCAAGUGAGUCGCCAUGCUCAGGCUGUGUGGCUGCUGGCAUCUCAUGUACCUUCAACAAGCGUCCGUUGGUGCGAGGCCCAAGAGGCUUGCGUGCUAAGACGAUCCGGCGGAUCACUGCGACUCAGCAGCAGCAGCAGCAGCAGCAGCAGCAGCAACAAGAGCAGGAUUAUGGCUGGUGUGAUAUCGCAGGGAGUCCUAGUGGGAGAAGGCCGGGUCAGAUAACACCAGCGAGGUCGUCCAGUACACCGUCGCCAUCCAGUGAUACCCACGAAGUCACAACCCCUGGUUCAAAUGCUCUAUCCUCGACAAAUCGUACUAGCGACGAGCCCAGCCGGACAUCGACAUCAUCCCUAGUCCUGCGACUUUGCGUCUACAGACUGCGCUUGUUCCCGGUAUGGCCCAUUGUUGACGUCGAAGAGGUCAUGGGAAACAUUCACCGCGAUCCGAACAACAUGGACGCCUAUGCCCUGGCGAAUGCCAUUGGGGCUGCAACCAUCGCCCAGCUCAAGCUAGAUAGCCCCGAGAACGGGGAUAUGGCGACGGCGGCUUCGAUGGAGGCUGAGUGCCAACGGGCCAUUGAGCUGCUCCGAAAGGAUGGAGGGGACUCUACUAUGAAUGUUAAUGCCCUGCGCGUGUCCUUCUUCUUACACGUCUAUCAUGAGAACCGAUCGCCGGGUGGGUCGAGAUCCUUGCUUUACCUCCGGGAGGCCAUUACUAUUGCCCAAAUAAUGGGCUUGCACCGAGAGGCAACGUACUCUUCAUUGUCGACCCGCGAGCAGCAGAUGAGACAGAGGAUCUUGUCCUUGCUAUUUGUCACCGAAAGAGGGGUGGCGAUGCUUCAUAAAUUGCCCGUCAUGCUGCGAUACAAUGCCCGCUUCAUCAACCUCGACGAAGCCGACGACGAGUCCCAUGUCUUACCUGCAUUCAAGAAGCUCGUGAGUCUCUUCUUAAUGUUUGACCAGUCUGGCGCUUUUGAUAUUCUGCAUACCUCAGACGAGAUUCAGCUCCCCCCAUACGAAGGCAUGCAUGCCCUGAACCGUAACAGUUUCAGUCUGCUCCAACAUCAGCUACGAGAGGCCUCAAUUCAAUUGAAGGAGACUAAUGACGUUCAGAUGGCGGACAUCUGCGUCACGACCCAGUGGAUGCAGGCCAUCUUAUGGAGGGCAUCGAUGCGUCGCAGAUCUACUCUUGACUCGUCACAGCAGCAUAUAACCUCACUCUCGCAUCCAAUCCAGAUUGCCAAGGAUUUUCUCGAAACAAUGUCUCACCUUCCUAGCUCUGCGAUAGAGGCCCACGGACCAGCCAUGGAGUACAAAAUUUAUGAGAUUGCGAAGGCCGUGACUGACUCGGUCACGACCGAAUUCAACGGCCAGCCAAUCUCACUCGAUAUCCCCAGGGAGAUCCUCCUCCGGCUCCAGAGCAAGCUGGCCUCCUGUCGUGGAGGUAACAAGGUUCUCCUGCCACUGCUGCAUGCUCGCAUAUCAGAAGCCCUGCUUCGUCCUAGCCCGCGCAUCUACAAAAUCUCCGAUUAUGACCCCUCGUCGAAGCCACUAUCCGGAGAGAGAAUGCUAUAUUCAAGUCAACAGUCCCAAUCCGUACCUCUAUCAAAUCCACCGUCAUUACGACCCGCAGAAAUUUAUGAGCAGCAGGUGAACACAGAGGGACAAGAACUCUCACAAUAUACCACUGAUAUUGUCCCGACAUUACGAGUGGUGAGCUGGGACCACAACAUCCCCGACAUACUGCUUUCCUCCGAUCAAGAUCCAUUCAACCAGGCGCAGGUUUUUCAAGGAUCUUUCGGCAAUAUUGAAUCUGCGGGGACUGUGGAAUUUCUUUUUGCCAAUAACGCAAUUUGGGAUUCUAAUGAGAGCUGGGACUCGCAGUUCACUGGCGCGGCUUCGGGGUAG
Molecule: messenger RNA, 1977 nt
Organism: Penicillium subrubescens
Lineage: Eukaryota; Fungi; Ascomycota; Eurotiomycetes; Eurotiales; Aspergillaceae
Exons: 4
Coding region: 1-1977 (658 amino acids)
Biological process (GO): DNA-templated transcription; regulation of DNA-templated transcription
Molecular function (GO): zinc ion binding; DNA-binding transcription factor activity, RNA polymerase II-specific; DNA binding
Source: RefSeq, a predicted model, not a curated record